GGUCUGUUCCUGGUCUGUGGGAUCCUGACCGGAUGUUACUGCUGCUGCUGUCUCUGCUGCUGCUGCAACUGUUGCUGUGGGAAACUCAAGCCGAUGCCCACAGGCGAGGGGGCGGAGCCAGACUAUGUCUCGCCUGACGAUCUGGAGGAGGAGAUGCGCAACGAUCCUGACGCCGACCUUGAAACUCCGAUCGUUCAGCAGCCGACCAACGCCAGCGAGAAGACGCAGCUGAUCACCGACGGACACCGCAGAUACGGAGACACCUACACAUGAAGCUGACAGGAAACAGGAAACGCAUCACUGCUUUAAUGACCCACGUGAAACUGUCACUCGUUCUGCAGCUGGAUCAUAGAAACACCUUAAAUCAGCUCGCUGUAACUAACUGUAGGAACUAAAGUAGAAUUUCUAAACUGAAUAACUUGAUUUGAGGUUGAAGCAACAGUUUGACGUUCUCCUCUCAGUUUCAGAUGAUUAUUUAAUUCCCCCAAAUUAUACUUUUAGCAGACAAGAUAUAUAAAAUAAAUUAAGAUCCAUAAUAAACAGAAGUGUGUUUAACGGCGCUGCGCCUCAGACUGUUGCUUUAAUGAUCAAACUGCAGAUUAUAUUUUAUUAAACUAACGCUCUGAUUGUUGAUUCAAUGAGUGAUAAAGGAGAGGCGGAGCUUAAAACAGGCUGUUAGACUUUAAUAUUUUGUAAACUAUAAUCAUGAUCAUUAAUAUUUAUCUCCUGUGUUGAUGUAAAUAAUGUUUUACUUUGGAUGUUUCCUUUAUGAAGCUCGACGGCUGUAAAAACACUGUUUGGAAAAUAAAACCCGGUAACAACA
Molecule: messenger RNA, 823 nt
Organism: Micropterus salmoides (largemouth bass)
Lineage: Eukaryota; Metazoa; Chordata; Actinopteri; Centrarchiformes; Centrarchidae
Product: dnaJ homolog subfamily C member 5B-like
Exons: 2
Source: RefSeq, a predicted model, not a curated record